Messenger RNA from Amaranthus tricolor (Joseph's coat), 2972 nucleotides. RefSeq lists its product as uncharacterized. The record is from RefSeq and is a predicted model, not a curated record. Bases 148 to 2820 code for a protein of 890 amino acids. Gene Ontology annotation, molecular function: protein binding. The transcript is spliced from 13 exons. Lineage: Eukaryota; Viridiplantae; Streptophyta; Magnoliopsida; Caryophyllales; Amaranthaceae.
GUAACGUGUAAAAUCGAAAAUAUAAUUACAAAACGCUAAACCCGCCGAAUUGUGUAUUCUUAAUCUUUUGAUGGGUAAUCCGUAAAACCUUUACAAAACCCAAGCCUUAUCCAACCCUCCCAUCUAUGCAACCCUCAGGCCUCAACAAUGGUGAACAUCUUGUCAUCCAACUUCAUCUCCUUCAAUACUUCACUCCAUCCUUCUUCCCAAUUCCUCUCUCCUCCGUUAAGACCACUUAAUUCCGUCAUUGUAUCGGCGGUAACAUCACCGGAGCGAAAAUCUCGGCGGCGACGACAGCCGAAGGGGGAGAACACUUCGGCAGUUUCAUCUGCGAUAGAGAAAGGGUUGAGGCUUGUAUUCAUGGAGGAAUUGAUGAUUAGGGCUAGAAAACGAGAUGCAAUUGGAGUUUCAGAUGUUAUUUAUGAUAUGAUUGUUGCUGGUCUUACUCCUGGUCCGAGGUCUUACCACGGAUUAGUUGUAGCUCAUGUUCUUAAUUCUGAUGUUGAAGGCGCUAUGCAAUCCCUGAGAAGGGAGUUGAGUGUUGGGCUUAUUCCCCUCCAUGAGACAUUUGUAGCACUGAUUCGUCUAUUUGGAUCAAAAGGUCAUGCUGCUAGAGGUUUAGAAAUCCUCGCAGCAAUGGAGAAGUUAAAUUAUGACAUCUGUAAAGCUUGGUUGGUUCUUGUUGAGGAGUUGGUUAAAAGCAACAAUCUAGAAGAUGCCAAUAAGGUCUUUCUAAAGGGUUCGGAGGGUGGGUUGAGGGCUACGGAUGAGAUUUACGAUCUCUUGAUUGAGGAAGACUGUAAAGCUGGGGAUCACUCUAAUGCCUUAACUAUUGCUUAUGAAAUGGAGGCAGCUGGGCGAAUGGCUACAACAUUCCAUUUUAAUUGUCUUUUGAGUGUUCAGGCAAACUGUGGAAUACCGGAAAUUGCAUUUGCAACAUUUGAAAAUAUGGAAUUUGGAGAAGAUUAUAUGAAACCGGAUACAGAGACAUAUAAUUGGGUGAUCCAGGCGUAUACUAGAGCUGAAUCCUAUGACAGGGUGCAGGAUGUGGCUGAGCUACUCGGCUUGAUGGUUGAAGAUUAUAAAAGACUGCAACCUAAUGUGAGAACUUAUGCGUUGUUGGUGGAAUGCUUCACCAAGUACUGUGUGAUACGUGAAGCAAUUCGACAUUUUCGCGCAUUAAAAAAUUAUGAAGGGGGCACAAAAGUUUUACAUAAUGAAGGAAACUUUGGUGAUCCACUCUCUUUGUAUCUCCGAGCAUUGUGUCGAGAAGGAAGAAUUGAAGAGCUAUUGGAUGCUUUGGAAACUUUGGCUAAGGAUAAUCAGCCAAUCCCACCAAGAGCUAUGAUUUUGAGUAGAAAGUACCGGACAUUAGUAAGCUCAUGGAUAGAGCCAUUGCAAGAAGAGGCUGAGCUUGGAUAUGAGAUCGACUACAUGGCUAGAUAUAUCUCAGAAGGAGGACUUACUGGUGCACGCAAACGCUGGGUUCCUCGAAGAGGAAAAGCUCCUCUGGAUCCUGACGCUGAAGGAUUUAUUUAUUCAAAUCCUGUUGAAACCUCUUUCAAGCAAAGAUGUCUUGAAGAAUGGAAGACACAUCAUAGGAAGCUUUUGAAUCACUUGAGGAAUGAAGGACCAGCUGUUCUUGGACCAGAUACAACAGAAUCUGAUUAUUUGAGAGUGGAGGAAAGAUUAAAGAAAAUUAUUAAAGGUCCUGAAAAAAAUAUUUUAAAGCCAAAAGCAGCCAGUAAGAUGGUGGUAUCUGAGCUAAAAGAAGAACUAGAAGCCCAAGGUCUCCCUACUGAUGGAACUAGAAAUGUGCUCUAUCAACGGGUUCAAAAAGCUAGGAGAAUAAACAUCUCACGCGGUCGGCCACUAUGGGUUCCUCCCAUAGAGGAAGAAGAGGAGGAGGUUGAUGAGGAGCUGGAUGAACUAAUUUCUAGGAUCAAAUUAGAAGAAGGCAACACAGAAUUUUGGAAGCGGCGUUUUCUUGGGGAACAAGUCAUAUAUGAGUAUACUAAGCCUUUGGAUGGGCAGAAAUCAGAAUCUCUUGACAUAAUGGAUGAUGCUGAUAUUGUUGAGGAUACUUUAAAAGAAGUUGAAGAUGAUGAAGCUGAUGACGAGGAGGAAAUGGAAGUGGAAGUGGAGGUGGAACAAGCUGAAAGUCAGGUAGACAUGGUUGACAGGGUGAAGGACAAGGAAGCUGAAACUAAGAAACCUCCUCAAAUGAUUGGAGUUCAAUUGUUAAAGGAUAUAGAUCAAUCAACAACCUCAAAAAAAUCAAGGAGAAGGGCAUCUAGGGCAGCUGAGGAUGAUGAUGAUGAAGACUGGUUUCCCUUAGAUUUGUACGAGGCAUUCGAAGAAAUGAGGAAAAGGAAUAUAUUUAAUGUUCAAGACAUGUAUACUCUCGCAGAUGCCUGGGGAUGGGAAUGGGAAAGGGAACUGAAGAACAGACCUCCCAGGAGAUGGUCUCAAGAAUGGGAGGUUGAAUUGGCAAUUAAAGUCAUGUCAAAGGUAAUAGAAUUGGGUGGUAUACCAACUAUAGGAGAUUGUGCUAUGAUCCUUCGAGCUGCCAUCAAAGUUCCUCUUCCUUCAGCCUUCUUGGCAAUCUUACAGACUACACAUAGUCUGGGCUACAGAUUUGGAAGUCCAUUGUAUGAUGAAAUCAUCACUAUUUGUCUUGAUCUCGGAGAACUCGAUGCGGGUAUAGCCAUAGUUGCUGAUAUGGAAACCAGUGGAAUGACAGUUCCCGAUGAGACACUCGACAAGGUGAUCGCUGCUAGACUAAUUUCUGAUAGUUCUGUGGCUGAUGAGGCUUCUUAAUUAAUUUUUACAAUUCGUUGUAGAUAAUUCGAACUUUUUUCCCUUUAUUGUUACUUACACUAAUCAAAUAGCUUUAGGCAUUGUAGUCUUUCCAUAAUAAAUCUUAUUAAAGUAAAUUCAGAGUAAAAUUAAUAGGAAUGCGUGUUGUGAAA